This is a messenger RNA of Papaver somniferum (opium poppy), 1766 nucleotides long. RefSeq lists its product as uncharacterized. NCBI's taxonomy places the organism in Eukaryota, Viridiplantae, Streptophyta, Magnoliopsida, Ranunculales, Papaveraceae. The record is from RefSeq and is a predicted model, not a curated record. The transcript has 4 exons. Bases 209 to 1399 code for a protein of 396 amino acids.
AUAUCGACCCAGAAACAGACCCUCGGCCUCAGUCCGUUCACAUUUUCAGUCCCAUCUCAUGAAUUUCUCUGCCGCUGCGACAACAAAUGAAAGAAACGAGUUAAAAUCAUCCAUCACAGAAGAUCAAGUUUCAAGACGAACGGGGUUUCAAGACGAUCAUAAUCAUGUCGUGAUACAAGUUAUAAAUUCCGAAUGAGAAACCGAUUUCAUGAGGAUAGUUGGUGGAGGAGGAAUUACUACUGUUGGAAGGCUAAAACGAAGGUCUAAAAUGAUGAUAAUUCAUAAUUCUGAUAGUGUCGGUGGUCUUUUAUUUCGACGGACACUGACAUUGAUACUGUUUUUUGCGUUCGUCGGAGUUCCUAGUUUGUAUCUUUAUUCAGCAGUCUAUCAUCCUUUUGACUUUCAUUCUUCGUCAAAUAAUCUUCUCACUGGUUCUGCUUUCUCUUACAACAUCAAUCAUUCUGAGGAUAGUGACGAAGUUAGGUUGGAAAGAGUUUUAAAAGAGGCAUCAAUGGGUCAAAGAACUGUAAUCUUAACUACGUUAAAUGAAGCAUGGGCAGCUCCAGGUUCUAUUUUUGAUCUCUUUCUGGAGAGCUUCAGGAUAGGAGAUAACACUAGUAAACUUUUGAAUCAUUUGGUGAUUAUAGCUUUGGACCAAAAGGCAUAUAGUCGUUGCUUGGCUGUUCAUAGCCACUGCUUUCCUCUUUCUACCCAAGGAGUUGAUUUCUCUAAGGAGGCUUAUUUUAUGACCCCCGACUAUCUGAAGAUGAUGUGGAGACGAAUAGCAUUUUUAUUGUCUGUUCUUGAGAUGGGAUACAACUUCAUUUUCACGGAUGCUGAUAUCAUGUGGUUCCGGGACCCGUUUCCACGAUUUUAUCCAGAUGCAGAUUUCCAGAUCGCAUGUGAUCUCUUCUUCGGCAGUUCUUACGACCUACAGAACCGACCAAAUGGUGGGUUUAACUAUGUUAAGUCCAAUAACCGAACAAUAGAAUUCUACAAGUUUUGGUACUCCUCAAGAGAUAUCCAUCCAGGAUACCAUGACCAGGAUGUGCUUAAUAUGAUCAAAUUUGAUCCAUUUAUUAUGGAGAUCGGACUGAAAAUGAGGUUCUUAAAUACUGCUUACUUUGGCGGGUUUUGUGAGUCAAGCAAAGAUUUAAAUCAAGUAUGUACCAUGCAUGCAAAUUGUUGCUUGGGUUUGGAUAAUAAGGUUCACGAUUUGAAGAUCAUGCUCGAUGAUUGGAGAAAGUUUUUGUCUUUGCCUCAAACUCUGAAGAGAUCAAAUCAAUCUGCUUGGCGGGUACCGCAAAAUUGCAGCCUUGCAUCUCUCCACACGAAUAACUUGCCGAUGGAGAAUGUAGAAGAAGGAGUAGUAGUAGAAAUAGGAGACACACAAAACUAAAUCCAUAUAGGUAUGGUAUGUGGCCAUUUAAAUGGAUGCCUUUUAACAUUUUCUCUGGUCAGUAGGUGUUUGGUUGAUACAUUUCCAUGUGCUCGAAACAACAUAUCAUUAGUUAUAAUCAUUUCAUUCCAUAAAUUUUUUGCGAAACCUAAGAUGGAAAGAUUUGCACAUUUUUUGUAUAGAUUAAACUGAACUGUGAUCAUUCAGUUAUUAAAUGUGAUCUAACUAGAGCAGUGGCGUGUAGACCACCAGUUGAGCAUUACUGUAAAUCAGGGUGCCACGGGUUAACAUUGGUUUUGUAUUGUAAAGCCUGUGACACUAUCUUUGGGAAUUUUCCCACAUUUGCUAGCCUAUUUCUCUUGGUUAA